This is a messenger RNA of Sciurus carolinensis (gray squirrel), 2730 nucleotides long. RefSeq names its product tweety family member 1 (gene Ttyh1). The transcript has 14 exons. The record is from RefSeq and is a predicted model, not a curated record. Gene Ontology annotation, cellular component: smooth endoplasmic reticulum membrane; plasma membrane. The coding region runs from base 111 to 1478 and encodes 455 amino acids. Lineage: Eukaryota; Metazoa; Chordata; Mammalia; Rodentia; Sciuridae. Gene Ontology annotation, molecular function: intracellularly calcium-gated chloride channel activity; volume-sensitive chloride channel activity.
UCUCCGCCCCCCGCCCUCCCGCUCGGCUCCCCCGGGCCGCAGACCCCGCUCCGCCCGCGCCCCGCUCUGCUCCGCGGCUCCCGCCGUCGCCCGCUGCCCCUCCCGGGGCCAUGGGGGCGCCCCCAGGCUACAGGCCCUCCGCCUGGGUGCAUCUCCUCCACCAGCUGCCCCGCGCCGACUUCCAGCUCCGCCCGGUGCCCAGCGGCUUCGCGCCCCGGGAGCAGGAAUACCAGCAGGCCCUGUUGCUGGUGGUGGCCUUGGCGGGCCUGGGCUUGGGCCUGAGCCUCAUCUUCAUCGCUGUCUACCUCAUCCGCUUCUGCUGUUGCCGCCCCCCGGAGCCCCCCGGGGCCAAGAGCACCCCACCCGGUGGAGGCUGUGUCACCUGGAGCUGCGUGGCUGCCCUCCUCGUCGGCUGUGCUGGCAUUGGCAUUGGUUUCUAUGGCAACAGCGAGACCAGUGAUGGGGUGUCCCAGCUCAGCUCGGCACUGCUGCACGCCAACCACACGCUCAGCACCAUUGACCACCUGGUGUUAGAGACGGUGGAGAGGCUGGGCGAGGCGGUGAGGACAGAGCUGACCACCCUGGAGGAGGUGCUGGCACAGCGCACCGAGCUGGUGGCGGCCACCCGGGGAGCUAGGCGGCAGGCAGAGGCUGUGGCCCAGCAGCUGCAGGGGCUGGCCUUCUGGCAGGGAGUGCCCUUGAACCCCCUGCAGGUGGCGGAAGACGUGUCCUUUGUGGAGGAGUACAGCCCUCCUGCCCCCAGGUGGCUGGCCUAUGUCCUCCUGCUGCUCUUGGAGCUCCUGGUCUGCCUCUUCACCCUCCUGGGCCUGGCGAAGCAGAGCAAGUGGCUGGUGGCCGUGAUGACGGCCAUGAGUCUCCUGGUGCUUGUCCUGAGCUGGGGCUCCAUGGGUCUUGAGGCAGCCACAGCUGUGGGCCUCAGUGACUUCUGCUCCAAUCCAGACACCUACGUCCUGAACCUGACCCAGGAGGAGACGGGGCUCAGCUCAGACAUCCUGAACUAUUACUUCCUGUGCAACCAGGCCAUCACCAACCCCUUCCAACAGAGGUUGACUCUGUCCCAGCGAGCGCUGGCCAACAUCCAUUCCCAGCUGCAGGGCCUGGAGCGAGAAGCAGUUCCCCAGUUCCCAUCUGCACAGAAGCCUCUGCUGUCCUUGGAGGAGACGCUGAAUGUGACAGAGGGAAACUUCCACCAGCUGGUGGCACUGCUACACUGCCGCGGCCUGCACAAGGACUACGGCGUGGCCCUCCGUGGCCUGUGUGAAGACGCACUGGAGGGCCUGCUCUUCCUGCUGCUCUUCUCCCUCCUGUCCGCUGGGGCCCUGGCCACCACCCUCUGCAGCCUACCCCGAGCCUGGGCCCUCUUCCCACCCAGUGACGACUAUGAGGACACUGAUGACGACGACCCUUUUAACCCUCAGGAAUCCAAGCGCUUUGUGCAGUGGCAGUCAUCUAUCUGAACCCCUCCUCCCCGCCAGCCUGGAGCCUGCCUCCCCUCUUCGCUCCUUCCCUGGCCGCAGGAGGAGACCCCAUUAACCCGCCUGACUGGGCUCUGACCACUAACACUGACGGCCACGGAUACCCCACACAGGACUGUCUCCUGCCCUGGUCCCAAUGCCCCCACCUGUCUUCACCUGGUCAGCUGAGGGGGCAGAGCAGGAGCCAGGGCUGGCAGGGGAGGAGGCAGGCAGACAGCCCAGGCCUCAUCUCUGCCUGCCAGUCCCAUCCACAAAGGGACUGGAAUGGGUGCAGGGACAGGAGCCUUCCUGUUCAUCCAUACCCCAGUGAGCUCUAGGGCUCUGGUCUCAACUUGUGGCACUAACUUGGAAAGGGUUGAUUUGAAAUAAAAAGGAAGACUUUAUUUUACAAGCGGCAGGGUCCUUAUGUCUCCCCCUCCCAGGUUCUGCUCCAGGUUGGGCUGGGAGGAUCCUUCCCAGUGGAUGCUAGUCAGUGCUCCUCUCCAAGCUCAGCCGCGGUUCUAUCUCUAAAAGUCAUACCCGUAUCCUGGCAGGAAGAGAGAACACACCUAGAAGAUGAUUAUGUGUAUCUGUGUACCUAGGACAGAAGACCAACCUCAAGUCCCUACAAAAGCUGUUAACCGUGCCCUAUCAGCUGGUUCUGCAUCCAGUCAAAACCUCCCACCCAGACGGGCAAAAUAUCUAAAUGUGUACUAGUAAAGGGACAGAAGUAUUUUGAGAGAAAUUAGGAGAUUAUGUUUAUGUUGUGUACCUAGGUGGAGUUGGGGGAAAGAACUUUAAUCAAGAUAACAGAAGCCCAGAAGGGAAAAGAUAACUUACUUAGCAAAUCAUAGCAUGAAAACAAAUGUGGUCAAAAGGCAAAUUUUUAAUCUGGGGAACUGUAUGUGACACAGAGAAAUACAUUAUUUUUAAUACAUAAAUAUAAUCUGCAAAAACUUCUAUAGACAACAAAAAGCUCAAUUUAGAAAUUAGCAACUGAGAUGAACAUUCAUGAAACAAAAGUCCCAACACCCACAAACAGAGGAGACGUGAAGCAACCAGCAGCUCCACUAACCAGUUACAAAAUUAGAAACAGGGGUCCUGUUCUGUGCUGGCCAGGAGGUGCAGGAACAGCACUCCAACACACAGUCCAGGGAUUUGAAUCACAUCCCUUGAAAACGUUUACCUAGUCAAUGUGAAAAAUUCAAAACUGAGUAGACCCCCUGACCCAGCAAUCCUGCUCUGGGGAAUUAAU